GGAGCUAUGGAGGCUGAUCCUUCAGUCCUUUUAGAGUGGCUAGAUUCUAAAAACAGCGAUUUGCAGUUGACUGCACUCGACCAGCUCUGUGUGGAAAUACUCUUCUCUGACAACGUAGAUGUGUUCUGUGAACGAUUUCCACCACUUUGUUUCAUGCCCGUUCUCUGUCGAAUUUUCAUGGAUGAUCAGGUGCCACCGGCUGUUCUCGAGGCCAAUGCAAGAGCGGUUUCUUACUAUUUGGACAUGCAUCUGGAAUGGUGCCGAUAUCUUACCCAAUCCGACGAGGUCAUCAGCGCUCUGGCGUCUCACCUCGAGUGCGUGGACAUGAGCUCCAACAAAAGCAACGAAUUUGGUCAACAGCUUAUAAAGCUCAUGAAGAUUAUUUGCAGUCAAGACUCAAAAUGUCUCUACGCUAAUGGUGGCCUCACUGCCGUGUUGCACUUCAUUCAAAGCAACGCAUCCCUGCUGCACACCGAUGUUUUACGGGCUGGUAUGGAUCUAAUCAGACGAUUGUUCAGCAAAGCCAACCCAAAUGAUGGCACUCUGGCUACCUGGAUGCAGUCACUGCGUGCACUUAUGGACUGCAGGGAACCUGGUGUGGCGGACCAAACAUUACGAGCCUUUGCCAAUCUAGUCUCUCGGUUCGCACAAACAGGCGCCGACCCUAGCCCCAUUGCUGAUCCCCACAUAAUCGAUUGUUUACUACGCCGACUCCGUGUUGCAGGUGGUGUCGAAGCCGUCAGUCAUUCGUCUGAACCAGGAACGAUGACCUCCAGUUCAAGCACAGCUCCCUCGGAUCAUAUCGGUACAGGAGACCUCCAUUCCAGCCGUGAUCUCUCCCUCAACUCAGAGUGCAACCCCCUUGUGGUUCACGCUAUCACAAACAUACUCAUCACUCUGUGCUGCACCUCUACAACACUGACUCAAAAGCUUUUGACUACUGAUGGACAAUUCGCAACCACUUUGGCGAUGGUAAUGCAGCGCAGCGACGACGAAGCUGUGGUGUUGAGUGUUCUGCGCUUGAUUAACGUACUUUUGGUGCUACUGUAUCAGAGCCCCUCCGCAGAUGCACCUAGUUUACCAACUUCCCAGCCUCCUGAUGACGCUCAAGAAGAUGGUGCCACUGGGUUACGAGCUCAAAGCUUAUCACUACCAAAGUCACCUAUUGUUUCAGAAGGAAUUUCAUUAAAGACCUUGACAGAAAAUAUUCCAGACAUGACUUCACAGACGGUCGAUGAGUAUGCGUCCGAUAAAGACACUCGAAGUGGUUGCCAGAAUAGGGAUUUACUUCAUCGCCCCGUAAUUGAAGCCAUUAAACGUCAGGAUUUGGAUUUUUUGCGAAGUGUCCUGGCGUCUGGCUCAAUCGAUGCAAACUAUACCGAUCACUUGGGGCAGACGUUGCUCAACUGGGCUGCUUCGUUUGGCACACCUGCGAUUGUGGAGCUGCUAUGCUCUCAUGGCGGCAAUGUGCAUCACGGCGUCCGUAGUGCAUUGGAUUACGCUGCCACGUUCGGACGAGUCGAAGUGUGUCGAGCGUUGUUGUCCUUGGGAGCCGAUCCGAAUCUUCGUGAUGACCAAGGUCUUCGUCCUAUUGACCGUGCUCGUAAUCACUUACCAUAUCCUGGAUGCCAGCAAGUUAUCGACUUACUCGAGUCGGAAAUGAAGCGCACAGAUCGCGUUGUGACAUCCCCCACUCGACCAGACUCCUCAAAAAUGCCUAUGGAUCCAGACUCCGUCGGCCCUGCAUCACAUACUUUCAAGGACAAUGCUUCUGGCUUUGCUGCCCAAAAUGUGUUUCUCGAUCGUCUGUUUCCUGUUAUAGUCAAUUUGUUUGAUGAUAAUACUUCGUCUACCGUACGACGACAGUGCAUCCUUUUGGUCCGGAGAAUGAUUAUUUUCGCUCACCUGGAUCAAUUGGAGAAGAUUAGUGCAAUGAGUGUCCGAUCUCUACCUUUCUCUUUCUUACUGACCCAAUUUAUCUACAACGUUUUUGUUCAGGAAGUCGAGGAAUUCGUUUUGCACACCUUGGAGCUGACACACUGUCUACUGCUGAAGCUCCCACAAAUCUAUACCCCGGUGUUUUACCGUUUCGGCCUUCUACCACUGAUUAAGCAACUGUGUGAUGUCUGGACAUAUCUUCUCCCCGAACCAGCUGAUCUGUCGCUUCCACCCACCCCCAUCAUAAGAGUCAAGGCUUCUCCAUUGAAAUCAAGCGAUACCAUGAAAGAACCGUCGCCAUCGGGUGCAGCAGAUUCUCAAGUGGAAUCUGCCGCCUCUGUCUCGGAGGCCAGAUCAUUGUUGGCAUCAUCCAAACAGUUACGUAAAAAUCAACUCUACACAUGGCACUCUUGGUAUAUGAUUUGGAUAGGAGACCUGUUGUCCGUGUUCAACCGCUGGGCUUUCGUCAGUAUCCAGCUCCAAAGUGACGAUGGUCGGUUACGUGCCCUGGCUGUGCACAGCGGGGGUAACGGUGAUCGCAUUCCCAUAUUGUUGCAGCCGGGGGAGGCGCCCGUGUCUAGACCAGGUUUGAAGCGCCACAUGUUGCGACUGCAUGAACAUCUUAUUGAGGUCAGCGAACGCCUGGAAGAAAUUGCUUUGUGGUCCUCGCGAACAGAAAACCCAGAGCCUCCAAAUCCAGAAGCUCCCUGCACCAAAUUCGAUGAACGAAUUCCAAGGUCCAUUUCUAAGAAAUCACAAAUAAGCAGAAGUAAUUGGCGUCGUGUGGGCAAACAUCUUGGUCUUCGCCGACCCCCAGACCAUCCAUAUGCUUCCAAGUCCCGGGACGCUAACACAUCCAAAGCUAUGCUCCAGCGACAAGCUUCUUCACCCGCCCGCGCCUGCAUAUCUGCCCGCUCUUUUCCUACGUCUUUCACUCUGAAUGGAAAUGAUAUGUUCGAUGUACUUACUGUCAGCCCGGUGUAUUGCACUCUGCGCAGAGGAAUUCGCAGCUCUCGACUGUGUGUUCAGCUGCAUGAUCCAAAUACGGUCAAAUCUCAAACCUCAGAGCCUGACACUGCCAUUAGAGAGGCACUUCUUUUUUCCGAAGAUGCUGAUCAAGGUUUCAGUCGUGUACGGAUCUAUCCACUAUACCAUGAGCCUGGGACUUUGGUUCAACAGGAAGACACAUCCCGACGGAUUGCCCAUCACAAGCCAACUGAUCCUCCCCCCGGACAAAUGGAAACGACUUCGCGUCGUUUGUAUGAUCGAGCCCAAUCCGGCAGCUUGCUAACUCUUAUGUCUCAGUUGGACUCAGAACUUCGCUCUGAUGAUUCUGGCACUUUGACUGAGGCUCCCGAUUGUGAGUCCAACGUCCCGGAGUUGUAUGACUUUGAUGUUCUCUUUGGAGUGCACGAUUGGGACACAUGUGGCGAAGUUACAAAUGACUCGGAAAGCAAUCGGCGCUUUCCAUUGCUUGGCUCUCCAGAUGCCCUCAUUCUCACCGCCGAAGUCACCAGUGAGCUGCGGCGCCUGAACGAAAUCCUUUUUCCUCGUGAAUUGGUUUACGAAACAUUUUCCACUGGUCCCCUGUCCAACUGGCUUCGUGUAGAUUCCGAAUGUCUGGCAUCGGAGGAAAAGGACCAACGGGAAAGAGAACGGCACCAACUUUAUUCUGUUCGAUACCAGGCUUUGAAGUUAUCAAAACGUAUUUUAUGGCUUCUGAAAACCGGACCCAACUCUUCAAUCAAGUCGGAUCCUUGUUGCACUUUUAAGAUACUACGAGCAAUAGUCGCAGAUGUUUGGCGUGCUUUCGAUGGUGACAUAUUAUCGCAAUCUUCGAAAACCUUGGAUUUAUUGUCAAAUGCGUUCGCACAGAUGGCGAGUUUGUUGGCCUCUGGUGAACAGUCUAUGACUGCUUACGAACUGUCUGUCAGUGGACUGGUUCCAGCCCUCCUACUGUGCCUGUCAGCCGACCAGGCAGGUCGUUGGAAUUGCCCGACAAUACCUGCCGGUUUGGAUGUAAUGACUGCCUCCCUUUGGUACUUGCACGAGCGACGCCGCGUCUUCGCACGUCACUUUUUACACGGACCCGGCUUAACAUGCUUAAGCCGCCUUUCGAGGCGUUUGGUUCAAACAUUCGAGAUGGUGGAACACUUACCGCUUCGAUUGUUCUCUCUUGCAUCUGGCAUGUCGGACAAGAACUCGCGCCCGGAUCCUUCGGCCUCUCUUCAGACGCCGAACACCAGUGUGGAGGAUGUGAGGCCCUUUCGAUACGAAGACUUCGUACUUGCAGGUUUUCCACUUGGUGUCAUCCGGUCCGUGAACACUUCGCAUGUGGAACGUCGUAGCAGCUCGGUGACCUCUCUGGGUUUGAACGAAGCUCAUCUUUUCGCGGAUUGCUUGGAUGCAACUGAAGUAGCAGCCUUGACAACGUUUUGUUCGCAGCUGAUAGUGCCAGAUGAUAACGCGAUGAAACAGUUGGAAGGUCGAAUAAGUGUAACUCUUCAGAAACUACCCCAUGCGAGUAGCACACUCGAGUCGGAUAACUUAAUUGACUGGAGCAAUACCAACCUUCGCGUCAAUCCGCUUGCCACAUGUGCCCAAAUAGAAUCCUUUCUAUUCAAGAUGUCCGCUAAGCAAUGGUAUGAUAACCCUCGGACUAGUCUUUGUCACUGGCUGCAGUUAGACCAGCAGGGUGACCGAGGAAUCACGUUCCCUGCGCCACCGGAAACCAACAGCACCAAUGCCAGCGACUCCUUAGGCGGCGUCAUUGAUUGGUUGGCUACAAAUGGUGGCUGUUUACCCAUCGAAGAUUGGGUCAAUCCGGCUUUGAUCGGUCUGGUGAGCGUGGCGAGCUCCAUGGGAAGUCAACCCGCUUGUCUCCUCGGACCUCGUGCUGGCGCGCUCAUCGGUGGCUACCCAGUCCGUUGCAUGGGAAUUGGAACCUUCGCUAAGCCGCGACGCACAUGCAACGCCAACCGGAGCGAUGAGGGUGGUCAGUCGAUCAAAGGGAAAUGCGGACCUCGAGAUGAUGGUGCAUCAAAUCACAGCGAAAAAGCUUGGUUAGCCAUUGAUUUGGGUCUGCAAUUGCAACCGACGGCCUACAGUUUAGCGUACUUGCGUCAGGCAGAGGCCCGCUCUUCUCCCUUAGCUCCGAGGAAUUGGAAUCUCGAGGCAUCGAACGAUGGUAUUUCAUGGACCGUUUUACGUUCGCAUGUGGACGACACAAGUAUACAAUCCGUAUCAGACAGCCGUGCCACUUGGAGCCUGGAGUCGGCACCAAAGCCAAGUCCACCUGUCGUGUUAGACUCGAAUCGCACAUCUCGUACUGUCCAUAGUGACCGCAUAACUCAAGGUUGGCGAUUCUUCAAAAUCCAAGCCACUGGACCUAACGCUUGUGGAACCGGUGAACUUGCUUUGGGCGGCCUAGAGUUUUAUGGUACUGUUUUGGUUCUUCAUGAAUCGGUGCUCUCUUCAUCCGUGCUCGCUUCAAGGGUGCAUCGGAAAGCGAAGACACCACCGUCGGUCAGUUCUCCUCCCAGGGCACCACUUGUACAGCUUUCAAGUGGCAUUGAUGAUCUUCGCCAUUUUUAUCACAUUGACCCAUCGUGUGUACCGGAGGCUGAGCUAAAUCAGGAACGGGAGGCCGCUGAUUCGGACUCUUCAUGCGCACAGGCAAGCACUUCUCCACACGGAUUAUCCUCUGCGUUGAGGGCUGUGCGAAACAUUUUCAGGAGCAAUCAGGCCUCCAGCAAAUCGUCUACAGAGAGCUCUGAAGAGAGUAACGAACUGGAGCAACAAAAAUCCCGCGAAGACCAGACUUCUUCUCCAACUCGGUGGCUCGAGGGUUUGGGCAUCUUGAACGACAACGAACCCUUGCUACAUUAUCUCCUCCUCUCGUCCGGUAGCGAAUCUUCGGAAAACAUUCGCCGCUUGUUGCGUGAUAUUCGAAAACAACCCCUGAGAGCUGAUUCACUUUCUAGGAGCUCGUCUACGGGAAAAUCGGACCCGAACCCAAUUGCGUUCCCUGAACUUAAGUUCGGUCGUCAGCCGUCACAAGCUGAUGCUGAGGGAGCACCGAGCGUUCUCGUGACUGAUUCAUCCGCAGAUGCCACGUCACAGGCUCCGAAGGGCGCUUCUGUUCCUCUCGAAUCUGAUGAACCAGUGGAUGACGGUCGUCUGACAGCCCCAUCAGUCCGCGUAGAAGAAAGUGGAAGGAUCGAGAUGCCACUUUGGCUACUUAGCCGAGAGGACUCGCCCACUUCCUGCCAUGGUGGUCAGCCUGCUGGUGGCUCUUUCCAAUCGAACACGGAAGAUUCCGCUGCAAUGGAAUUCGCAGAGACCGUUGAGGCAAUUAUUCAAAGCAAUAUCUCCUCUCAUUCACCCCCCUUCUCACGGGCUUUUUCGCCAACCAUACAAGACCCUUAUGAGCAUCUGAGAGAGAGUUCCCGCACUGAUCUAACCGAACUAGAGGCUUAUCUACAAAAAGUACGAAAUGAAAAAUUAAACCAAGAUCUCAUUCAACAGCAACCGUCUCAAUCACGCGCCGGGAAUACAGCAACUUGGACCAAGCAGGAGUGUGAUGCACAGGAUGCAUCUUACGAUUCAGGCCUGAAGACAGAAACUGUCACUAACCCGUUUGUAACCAUCAAUGUGGAUAACGCCAAGAAUUCUUCCGACGUACCAGCCUCUUUGAACCGUACUGACGAUUCUGGUGGCACUGAUCGAACUAUUCUUCGUCAGCAUAGUAUUAAUUCGUGUUUGGAUUCAAAGAAAACUCUUCACUUUAAGUCGGUCCAUAAGAACCAAGGAAAGUCAUCUUCUUCUCCGGGCCCUCCUAAAGGCACUCGACAGCGCCGACGGCCUCGUCGACCUCGUUCCCGACCUAUACAACCAGAAAAUGAGCCACAACUAUUCACCCUGCCUUCCGUAAGUGACUCGAAACCGGCCACUCGGAUUAUGCCUCUCUCCUGGAAUGCAGCGAUGGAAACCCUUAGACUUCCGACCGGUCUAAUACCGUCAUUCAACCCGACUCCAGGCGUUACGAACGCUCCAGCCACAACAAUGUUCACAUUGUGCAAUCCGUUUCCACUUUCGACUUCCCGUAAUGCGUCAACACUGCAUUCGGUGCCGUCCACCGGCACACGACACCGACUGAUGCUUCAGCUAUCAGCUUUGAUUAAUUCCCACCGCGUCAUCGAAAUCGCCAUGACGGAUCCGAGUCGUACGCUCUUCAGCUACAUCCAGGAACUGACCCAGGCCUUGCAAAUUACCAGGUCCCAUACGAAGCAGCACAUUUCUGAGGAUACCCAGGCAGUUAUGACUGAUGGGCCCUACACCAUUGAGUUGGGGUAUCAAAUGUGUGGAUACGAGGAGGAAUCAGCUUCAUUACACAAGUGCUGUCAAUCUGGAUUUAAUCCGGGAGCAUUCGUUGACCAUAGCGACAUGCGUUUCACUCCUUCUUUACGGCAUCCGGUCAAGUACAGUGCAGACGUCUUGAGUUACGUGACAAUGGCAGAGGACCAAGGAUCACUGGACUCUGUGUUCACUCAGCAAGAUGAAUUCAACACAUCUCUCACCCAGCCACCACCUGCUCCCGAGCACCUGUUGCGCCUGAUCAAAAUAAUCCAUCAACUUUCUGGCAUUUCAGAUCCCCGUUUACUUACCGCUGAUUUCGACGAUUUCACGAACCAGGGCCUAUCGCAGUCGCUCAGGACAGAUCCCUCAGGGGCAUUGCACUGUGUACAGCAUGAAGAUUUUAUCUCCAGUCGUUUGACAAAAAAACUACUUCGCCAGAUACACGACCCUCUGGCAUUGGCCUCUGGAGCGUUGCCGCACUGGUGCUUCAGUCUCACUCAUCGGCUGACACCAUUGUUCACAUUUGCGUCACGCCUAGAUUUACUGAGGGCUUGUGGAUUUGGGCCAGCUAGAGCUGUGCUUUGGUUGCAGAACCAGUCAACGAAAUUGGGUUCUCCCAACGUGACCCUUACUCGUUCACAAAGCGUUGGGAGUUCAGCUAGCAGUGGUCAUCACACCGCCACCCGCUCCAUCACGGUGGCCACUGCCCAUACUCUUGCGCUCUCGUCUUUGCUCAACACCGCAGACGACAAUGCUGCCAGUGAUUUGCCUCCCACCGACAGGGUGACUAUCCUGACACACACGAUGGGAUCAUCAACUGCGGAGGAGAAUCGAACCAAUGCGGAAACUUCCUUUUUGGAUUCGUUUGGUUCCAGUGUCGGGCUCCACUUACCCCAAGAGUUGAGUGAUGAAUGUUCCUAUGAUAACCUGAGCCGCUGCAUUUUGAAUCGAAUGCUAAGGAAUCAGGUAGUGCAACCGGAUAAUAAAACGUUGGGUCAAAUUGCCCGACUACACAAAGAGUUUGUCCGUGUUCCUCGCUUACCACAAGAACUCCUCGUUGACUCGAGUGAUCGCAUGGGUGGACAAAUUUCCUCUGAAAAGCGGGGCUCUGCAGUACUGCCGAAUUUUUCGUUCCCAGUCACUUUUUGGGAUUGGGCUGCGCGCCUGAUGGAGCAACACGCCAAUCGCAAAUCUGAGCUGGAAAUUCAGUUCGUCGGAGAAAAUGGUACAGGACUCGGGCCAACGUUAGAAUUCUAUUCUCUACUGGCUGCUGAACUCAGACGUCGCGAUGGCAUGAUGUGGGUUGUAGACGAUAGCUCCAUAGCAGACCAGAGCGCCCACGAUCUUUCGACAAUACCAACCCUUGCAAGCUUGUCUGCACAGGAGGAUUACAGGCAUUCGAAUUUUGGACCCUCUCCUGAGGAUGAUAUGGACUUGGGUAUUGAGGCAAGCGCCUACGUGAACACGCCCCAUGGUCUAUUCCCUGCCCCUUGGCCACCGGACCGGCUUCCUGACGGAGUGCUGUAUCGCUUCUACAUAUUAGGCAUUACCGUUGCUAAGUGUCUACAGGAUAAUCGGAGAAUCGAUUUGCCCUUAUCUCCUCCUCUUCUGAAAUUGCUGUGCUCCUAUGGUCGCAACUUUGCUUUGAACAGGGACGAUAAGGAAUUGGGUGGUCUCGAAUCUGCCGUCGAUCAGCUUAUUGAUGGCCACUCGGAACCCAAUCGACGGACAAGUCGGGAAGAUGGUGAUUUCGGCUCCGUUAGCGCGGCUGAGGAGAUGCUGGUGAAGAUACCCAUAUUCACUGAAGAUAACGAGGACCCAGCAUCAAUGAUUGGCGAACUGUUGGUAUCAUCUUACUACCGUCGCUUGUAUGACGCAGGUACUUGUCGCUCCAUCCCUCCCAAACACUGGUUGUCUGAGUUGCUGAAUUUUGACGACUUCUGCAUCGUGUAUCCCGAAAGGGCACCAUUUUUCCGUCGUAUAGUUCAGUUUUGCAGGAGAAAGCGUCUGCUCACAACUCAAGCUGGACCCCACCAUGUGGAUGUGAACACAUUAAAGGAACUCGCUGUCGAAAUCUUCGGUUGUACUCUGGAAGACAUGGUCAUCAGUAUGGAAUUUUUGCCCCCAUCUAAGGAGUUCGGGAACACCACAUUUCCUCUUCGCGACGUAUACGAUUGGGAACUCUCCUCGAUGGGAACGAUCAAAGCCCCCACCGCGUUCAGCUGCAGGGACUCAGAUUGGCAGAGCACCGAACCUGAACUUGUAACUGUUCAUAACAUUGAGCUCUACUUCACUCGAACUCUGGCUUUUUAUAUGGACAAAGGUAUUCGCAAACAAAUGGAUGCUUUCAGAGACGGCUUCGAAAAAGUGCUCCCUCUAAGUUGGCUCGCUUUAUUCACCGAAACUGAACUGGGGCAAUUGAUCGCCGGCGACUCGGUCACCCAGUGGACCAGGGAGGAUCUUUUGGCUUACACGGUGCCUUGCUUUGGAUUCACACAUCAGUCUCCCACAUAUCAGAUGCUUAUCAAUAUACUCAGCAAUUUCGAUCUACUGGAGCGUCGUGCAUUCCUCCAAUUCACCACCGGCUGUUCUAGUCUUCCUCCAGGUGGAUUGAAAAAUCUUCAACCUCGGUUGCGUGUGGUUCGCAAAGAACUCGGCACCGGCGCAUUUCCCAGUGUAAACACUUGCGUGCACUACCUGAAGCUGCCAGAGUACCAGUCAGAGGAUGAACUACGUUCUGUAUUACUGAGGGCCACAAAAGAAAUUGGUUUUUAUCUCAAUUGAACCGAAAAAAACGCUUUCAUUACCUGUACUUCCUCCUUUCAUCACUUUUAAUCUUGUUUUUGUCUCGGAAUAAGUACGAACUCCGCCUCCCUUGUACUAACUUGACAAUUGUCUCUUCACAUUUGCACCCUCCACCUGAAUGACUUGUUCAAAGUCAAACGAGUCGAGUAAUUUGUUUACAAGUUCCCUCCUUGUUUCUUUGCGUACGUUACACUGGAUGGGAUUGUGUUUUUUGCAUAAUAGUACGACACACCUUUUAAUCUACUGUUGUGUUUUCCCUUUUUGGUUCAAAGCAUUCACCCCUGUG
Messenger RNA from Dicrocoelium dendriticum, 10387 nucleotides. Lineage: Eukaryota; Metazoa; Platyhelminthes; Trematoda; Plagiorchiida; Dicrocoeliidae. The record is from the annotation of a GenBank genome assembly.